AUGCUGAGGCGCUUCAAAAAUGUCGGGCAAACGCUCCAAUAUUCAAUAAAUUGGCCCCAAAACAGGCGAUGGCAUUCUAUCGCAUCGGAGAAUUAUCCAAUAAAUAUUAGCAAGGCAUUUAAGAGCAAAAACUGGUCAAUACGCCGUCCAUCAUUAAAACAUUUGCCCUCUAAGGAACUUAAAUCACCAGCGCAAUUCAGAUUUAUCUUUGAUGGGGAAAAAAAUGUUAAAAACGUUUACACGGAUGACCCACAUUUCCGAAGUCUUAUAGAUACGUCAAUACAACACAUUUACAAUGAAAAAGUUGUUAGUGAGACUAAUUCAAAAGCAGAUAUGAAGCAUUACACAUGGUUGAAGCUUCGAGACUACAUUUAUGGACAACUAAAAGAUCCUAACUUAAAACGAAAGAUUGAAAGUUACCGGUCAUCAAUUUCUACGUUAAUCCAAAAUAACAACCCCAGUCAACUAGUUCCACGACUGAUAAAAACAGACAAGAUUGACGCAAGUGUUUGGAAGUCUCUCCUGAAGCUUGAUCGAGAGCCCACGGGUUUAGAGAAAUAUACAUACAUUCUGGGUCAAUCUUUUGAUUAUAUUUAUGGGCAGGAGAUAGUACCUAUGAUGACAGAUACUGGAGAGGGAGAGAUUUUCCAGGAGGUUGAUUUUUCUAAUCCGGCUGAAUGGUUUCCUGAAGCAAGAAAAAUGAGACGCCACUUAAUAAUGCAUAUUGGACCAACGAACUCAGGUAAAACAUUUAGGGCUCUCCAAAAACUAAAGCAAGCAGACAGAGGAUACUACGCUGGACCACUGAGACUUUUGGCAAGAGAAAUUUACGACAGGUUUAAAGAUGAGGGUGUGAGAUGUAAUUUACUCACGGGCGAAGAAAUAAUAAAGGACUUGGAUUCUGCAGGAAACCCUGCAGGCAUCACUUCGGGCACUGUUGAGAUGGUUCCAUUAACACAAAAAUUUGACAUUGUUGUCCUCGAUGAGAUCCAAAUGAUGUCAGAUCCAGAUCGAGGCUGGGCUUGGACCAAUGCACUGUUGGGUGUUAGAUCGAGGGAAGUGCACCUUUGUGGGGAGAAAAGUACCUUGCCAAUCAUUAAAAAAAUUGCCAGGAUAACUGGCGAUAAAUUAACUGUCAACGAGUAUGAGAGACUUGGGGAUUUGAAAGUUGAAGCAUCGCCCUUAAGGAAAGGAUUAAAAGGUCUUUCAAAGGGCGACUGUAUAGUCGCUUUCUCUAAGAAGAAGAUUUUAGAUUUAAAGCUGAAAAUAGAAAAAGACACCAACCUAAAGGUUGCAGUAAUUUACGGGUCACUACCUCCAGAGACAAGGGUUCAACAAGCGAGUCUUUUCAACAGUGGUGAGUGCGAUGUAAUUGUCGCGUCUGAUGCCAUUGGUAUGGGGUUAAACUUGUCGAUUGAUAGAGUCAUCUUUACAACCAAUGUCAAGUUCAACGGUAAAGAAUUAAUUGAUUUGACUUCUUCCAAUAUCAAACAAAUUGGGGGAAGGGCAGGCAGAUUCAAGGCAAACUCAACUGGUGGAGAAAUUCCAAAAGGAUCUAUCACUACAUUCGACCCCCAAGUACUUUCGGCUGUUAAAAAGGGUAUAAACGCUCCCAUAAAAUAUUUAGAACAUGCGACAAUAUGGCCCCCUGAUGAAAUAUGCGCCAGUAUAAUGACAAAACUGCCCCCUAAGACCUCGCCAACUGUUCUUCUUAAUACAAUUGCUGGAUGUUUGGAGCAAAAUUCGAACAAGCUGUUCAAGUUAUCUGACUUGAAAAACAGGUUGACGGUCCUAAAAAUAUUCGAAGACAUGGAUAACAUUCAGUUUUUUGAUAAGCUGAAGUUGAGUAAUGCACCAGUUAAGGAUCUAGCCCUUGUGAAGCGUGCAUUCUCUCAAUUCUGUACAACAAUUGCCAAAAGGCAAACGAGGGGUUUACUUUCAUAUCCACUGCCGUUUGAGGUACUUGACUUCAGGUGCAUUACUGAUGAAAAAUUUAACCUUGAGCUUUAUGAAUCUCUUUACAACAUAAUUAUGUUAUUUUUUUGGUUGAGUAAUCGCUAUCCCAAUUAUUUUAUAGAUCUGGAAUCAGCAAAAGACCUCAAGUACUUCUGUGAGAUGAUUAUUUUCGAGAAAUUGGACCGAUUGAAAAGGAACCCAUACGCCAGAAAGAUACCACUAUCCGUUGGCACUUUCUACCAAAAGAGAGACUCGUUGAUAGGUCGAACGAACUAA
Molecule: messenger RNA, 2232 nt
Organism: Zygotorulaspora mrakii
Lineage: Eukaryota; Fungi; Ascomycota; Saccharomycetes; Saccharomycetales; Saccharomycetaceae
Gene: SUV3
Product: ATP-dependent RNA helicase SUV3
Exons: 1
Coding region: 1-2232 (743 amino acids)
Biological process (GO): mitochondrial RNA 3'-end processing; RNA catabolic process
Cellular component (GO): mitochondrial degradosome
Molecular function (GO): ATP binding; nucleic acid binding; RNA helicase activity
Source: RefSeq, a predicted model, not a curated record